UGCAAAAAUACCUUGAGACGUAGUGCUAAAAAUACUGUGAGAUAUAGUACGAAAAAUGCCACGAAACGUAGUACAAAAAAUACUGUGAGAUGUAGUAUGAAAAAUAUUAUGAGACAUAGUACGAAAAAUACUAUGAGACAUAGUGCGAAAAAUGCUAUGAGACAUA
Messenger RNA from Racocetra fulgida, 166 nucleotides. NCBI's taxonomy places the organism in Eukaryota, Fungi, Glomeromycota, Glomeromycetes, Diversisporales, Gigasporaceae. The record is from the annotation of a GenBank genome assembly.